Messenger RNA from Trypanosoma conorhini, 1251 nucleotides. RefSeq lists its product as uncharacterized. The transcript has a single exon. The coding region runs from base 1 to 1251 and encodes 416 amino acids. NCBI's taxonomy places the organism in Eukaryota, Euglenozoa, Kinetoplastea, Trypanosomatida, Trypanosomatidae. The record is from RefSeq and is a predicted model, not a curated record.
AUGGGGUGUAGAGAAAGCUCGCUGCGUUCCGCCGCUGCGAACGCGAAGGGGGAGACCAAGGCGCUAAAACCAGGGGACAAGUUUGUGGACGCGGAGAGCCCCGGACCUUCCCAGGGCGAGACGAGCCAUGCAUCGUCGCUUCCUCAGUCAUCGUCUUCAGAGAACAGGACGCGCUCUCCUGUGUCGGCGCGCCAAGGCAAGGGUAAGUCGCUUUCCCCGCAUGAACCGUCGCGUGGUGGGAAAGAGGCCCCGGAUAAUAUGCAGCUCAUUCCUUUUCUGGCGAAUGAGGUCGACAGCUAUUGCGCAGAGGACGAUUACAUCUUGUCAUCCGGUAGUAGCACCUCCAGUACCCCGCAAUUGUUUCGGGUCGAGCCCACACGCGUAGUUCCAAAAGGAGAAGGCACAUGGGAGUGGUGGUACGAGCAGGUGGAAAAGCUACGUGUCACGAAGGAUAACAGCUCCCGUGCCAGACUACAAGAUAUUCCAAAUCGGCUCACGCGGCAAUAUGAUGCAAACAAGAGCCAGGUCGAGUUGGACCUGAGUUGGUGCUACAUGGAGCGUGCAGCUCCGUACGUUCUUGGAAGACUUUUUGCCAGUCCCUACCUGGGCGAGCUCCGCUGGGUGACUGCACUUCGGCUGGAUGGUAACUACUUCACCGACGACGGAUUUGGAAACAUGCUCGCUGUGAUGGGGGCGGCGAAUGAAAGUCAGAAUGUUUUUCCACUCUUGAAAAAUUUGUACCUUAACAGCAUGAAUCUCGACCACUGCAGUGUUUAUGGAAUUUUUUUCUACUUGUUCCCCGUGGAUGCAACUCUCGCCGACCGACAAACACCAUCGUUGUGCAUCGCAGGAGAAGCAGCUGGGUUCCCAACGGAGGCGUACAUGCCAUUUCGUGAUGCGCCACACGCCCCGCUGUUUCCGUCGUUAGAAGUACUGAGUCUGUGCGACAACCCGAGCAUAGGCAACCGUGGUUUGGCAGAGAUACUUCGAUGCUUUAUAGCACCCCAUUAUGAGCGGAGGGUGUUGCCCGUGUUGGACCUCUCACGCUGCGGAAUUAACGAGGUGGGGGUGGGCUACAUCAAUGAAUACCUCGGACAGCUCUCAGUGGCGGCGGCGAGGGGGGACUGUGUCGUCGUUGCCAGACGCGUCGUUCUCUUCGGUAACCGGCACAGCAGCAGCAGCAGCGGCAGCGGCAGCGGCAGCAUCCACGCUGAGAAUAGCGCGGACCCGGACGUCACACUUGUGAUCUGA